GCUCUGGAAACCCUCGGAUAACAGCGGUUAACUGGCUUCCUCGGGUCCAGUCAUAUGCUGUUACUUAACUACCUCAUGAGCAUGUCGACCCAAGACACCUGUCUGCCUACUACUACGGCUACACUUCCAACUACUUCAUAGUCCCUUCCUGGUCGCAUUCGCCACUGCCUUUUUUCUGCCUUCUUAGUCUAUGGUGAUCAUCACCCAGCGUAUAUAGACCAAAAACCCUCGCUUGCGACCGUUUGACGACACAAAAACCCGUCAUGAGUCUGACGCGUGCUGUAGCCCUCCCUCUGCGGAGGGCGACUGUUUCGAAACCAUACACUGCGCACCCGCUGCGCUCGGCCUCGAGGGCCUUCUCGGUGUCGGUACGACGCGAUGCUACCUGGGGAUUUAUUGGCCUGGGGCGAAUGGGUUACGCCAUGGCAAAGAACCUACGUGCUAAGAUCCCUGCAACGGAUACCCUGAUUAUACGAGACGUGAACGAAAAAGCCACCGAGCGGUUUGUCCAGGAAACCCGAGAGGCUGCCCGGAGCAGCGGAGCAGGGGACGAUACCUCCAAGGUGUUGGUGGCCCAAAACGCGAGGGAGGUUGCGGAGCAAUCGACAGUGAUGAUAACCAGUUUACCGGAGCCGGAACACGUGAAGAAUGUCUUCUAUUGCGUUCUCCGGCAUGGAGAGCUCCCAGCCUUAGAGCAAGAGCGACUGUUCAUUGAUACGUCCACGAUAGAUCCGGCCUCGUCCAAGGAGCUGGCAAACGCUAUUCAUACGACGCGCCAAGGACGCUUUGUCGAUGCUCCCAUGUCAGGCGGAGUAGUUGGAGCCCGCGCAGGCGCACUCUCGUUCAUGUUCGGCGCCUCGUCACAAUCGGGCGAACUGGUGGAACGAGUGAAGUCCAUCCUACUUCUCAUGGGGAAGAAAGCGUGGCACAUGGGCCCGCCGGGGACCGGUGUCUCCGCGAAGCUUGCCAACAAUUACAUCCUGGCUAUCAACAACAUUGCCACGGCCGAAGCAAUGAAUCUCGGCAUGCGAUGGGGUCUUGAACCCAAGGCCCUUGCGGAGUUGGUCAACACCUCCACUGGUCGCUGCUGGCCAAUGGAGGUAAAUAACCCUGUUCCGGGCGUCGUGGAAACCGCCCCGGCCUCGCGCGACUACGAGGGUGGGUUUGGCGUCAGCUUGAUGAACAAAGAUCUGCGAUUGGCCCUUGCUGCUGCCGAAGAGUCCGGCUCUCCGCUCGCUCUCGGAGACCAGGCUCGCAGUGUGUACAAUGCUGUGGAGGAGCAGCACCGAGGAAAAGAUUUCUCCGUUGUAUACCAGUGGUUGAAGGGACAGUCCGAGCAAUGAGACGAUGGGUAGGCUGGCACAAAUAUCGGUUCCAGCGUUCUUGCCUCUCACAAACUUCUUUCGCCAUUCUUCAGGGCUUGUGGCAAUGUUUGCUGUCCUCUGUGAGCUACGGUUCUAUUUCACCUGUUUGUGGCUGGGGUUCAUGGCAUUAGCUAAAAGAGGCACGGAAAUUGUCGAUGGAUGUUCCCGGCGUUCAUGACUACCAGAAUGCACCCUUAACAGGGUGCAAAUAUCCCCUGCAUAUAUACAAAUUAUUGUAUUCCUAUGGCAGCUCGGCUGGGUCAUGAUUCAUGCUACCUAGUAUCUGAGAUUAUUUCAAUUUUAAAAAGAUACUUCC
This is a messenger RNA of Aspergillus steynii IBT 23096, 1680 nucleotides long. Its product is annotated as putative dehydrogenase. Gene Ontology annotation, cellular component: mitochondrion. Bases 264 to 1343 code for a protein of 359 amino acids. Gene Ontology annotation, molecular function: NAD binding; 3-hydroxyisobutyrate dehydrogenase activity; NADP binding. The transcript has 3 exons. Gene Ontology annotation, biological process: L-valine catabolic process. NCBI's taxonomy places the organism in Eukaryota, Fungi, Ascomycota, Eurotiomycetes, Eurotiales, Aspergillaceae. The record is from RefSeq and is a predicted model, not a curated record.